Molecule: messenger RNA, 2020 nt
Organism: Rubroshorea leprosula
Lineage: Eukaryota; Viridiplantae; Streptophyta; Magnoliopsida; Malvales; Dipterocarpaceae
Source: the annotation of a GenBank genome assembly
GCUUAAAGUUCGAACUGGAAAGUUUAGCUCAGAAGGGAAUGCUGAAUGAGUAUGUGCAGAGAGCUGAACAGCCGCGGUUUGUCAGGGAGCAGAGACCACAGCCUCAAGGAGUCCGCAACCCCCCGAAUAGACAAGGUGUGGGAUAUCAGCAAGCCCCACCUCCGCUCCCACCACCGGCUAGAAUCAUACAUAUGAUUACGGGAGGCCUUGAAGCAGGAGGACUGAGCUCUAAACAGCGAAAGCUGUAUGUCAGAGAGGUUAAGCAUCAGAACCGAGCUCAGAAGCGGAAGAUUGACGAUGCUGAAUGGAAGAAUCAACCCAUUACUUUCACAUCUGCUGACCUCGACACAGUUGUUACACCCCACAAUGAUCCCCUGGUCACUUCUGUCAUCAUCAAUAACUGUGAAGUGCAACGUGUCCUUGUUGACACUGGGAGUGCACCAGACAUCAUGUAUUUUCACUGUUUCGAGAGUCUGGGACUGGAUCCAGCAUUGUUGCAGAAGUAUGAUGGUCCCAUCUAUGGUUUCAACAACCAACCUGUUCCAGUAGAAGGCGUUCUUACCCUCCAUAUGGCUUUUGGAAGUGGUCGGACCUAUGUCGCCCCUCCAGUUCGGUUCCUCGUCGUCAAGAUGGCCUCUUCUUUUAAUAUUGUUAUUGGCCGACCCACAUUGACCGAAAUCCGAGCUGUGGUUUCCCAAUCUCACCUCUGCAUGAAGUUUCCCACUCCUAUGGGAAUAGCAACACUACGAGGAAAUCAGGAGGUGGCCAGACACUGUUAUAUCACCUCGGUAACACAACCAACGAAGGGCAAAGAUAAGACACUCGAGGUCAUUCCCCAGCAGAUUCCUGAUAAUCAGCAGGUAAUGGGUGUAGAGAUCAUUGAUAAUCGACCGAAUGAUGAAACCAGAGCUGCUCCGGUUGAAGAUGUUGAAGAAGUGCUGGUUGAUGACAGAGAUCCGAGCCAAAAAACGCAAAUCGGAACUCGAUUGAACCCAGAAGAGAGAGCAGAACUGAUAGCUUUUCUCCGAGCCAACAAUGAUGUAUUUGCAUGGACUUCGGCGGAUAUGCCAGGAAUUCCAACUUCAGCUGUCAAAGAAGAGGUGGAGAAGCUCCUACAAGCUGGUUUUGUCAGGAAAGUUGAUUACUGCGAAUGGGUGGCUAACCCAGUCAUGGUGAAGAAGGCAAACGGUAAAUGGCGAAUGUGUAUCGAUUAUACAAAUCUUAACAACGCCUGCCCCAAGGAUUGCUAUCCGAUGCCGAGUAUUGACAAAUUAGUUGAAGCGGCUUCAGGUAACGAGAGGUUAAGCCUCUUGGAUGCAUAUUCUGGGUAUCACCAGGUGCCGAUGGCUCCCGAAGACGAAGAGAAGACCUCGUUCUAUGCUGGCGACGAGAUUUAUUGUUAUGUCAUGAUGCCGUUCGGCUUAAAGAAUGCAGGUGCUACUUACCAGAAAAUGGUGACCAUAGUCUUCCGAGCUCAGAUCGGCAAAAAUCUGGAGGUGUAUGUGGAUGACAUUGUGGUAAAGAGCCUGAAGGCAGAAAAUCAUCUAGUCGACCUCGACGAAACCUUUAACAACCUCAGAAAGAACCGGAUGCGGUUAAAUCCAGCCAAGUGCAUCUUCGGAGUGGAGUCUGGAAAGUUUCUAGGUUUCAUGGUAUCCCGAAGAGGGAUUGAGGUCAAUCCAGAGAAGAUCAGAGCAAUUGCCGAGAUGGAACCGCCGAAGUCAAUUAAAGAUAUACAAAGAUUGACUGGAAGGGUGGCAGCUCUGCAUCGAUUUAUCUCCAGGUGCCACAUCCUGGUGCUUAUAUUCUCCAAGACGCUGAAGGAAAGAGAGUUCCUAGAGUCUGGAAUGUCAAUAACUUGAAGAAAUUUUAUCCCUAAUAAAAUUCUUUCAAGUGUUUUAAGUCUUACUGUUCUUUACGUUUCUCACUUCGUGUUUAUUGAGAAUCGUUUUACCUCUUAUUCUAUGUAUCUGAGGUCAAUCAGUUCAUUCACUUCUAUUAAUAAAUGUCACUUCACAUU